Molecule: messenger RNA, 276 nt
Organism: Eimeria mitis
Lineage: Eukaryota; Apicomplexa; Conoidasida; Eucoccidiorida; Eimeriidae
Exons: 1
Coding region: 1-276 (91 amino acids)
Molecular function (GO): ice binding
Source: RefSeq, a predicted model, not a curated record
AUGUACACCUCAGCAGCAGCAAACAGCGAAACUCCCCACACCUCUUCCUCUCACUCUGAGUCAAUUGCAGCAGCACCAGCAGCAGCAGCAGCAGCAGCAGCAGCAGCAGCAAGAACAACUGCUGCAGCAGCAUCAGCAACAACGGCGGCAGCAGCAGCAGCAACAGCAGCGACAGUAACAGCAGAAGAAACAGCAGCAGCAGCUGCAGCAGCAGCAGCAGCAGCUGCAGCAGCAGCAGCAGCAGCAACAGCUGAAAUGAAACAGCUGCUGCAGUAG